Messenger RNA from Chilo suppressalis (striped riceborer), 1430 nucleotides. The record is from the annotation of a GenBank genome assembly. Lineage: Eukaryota; Metazoa; Arthropoda; Insecta; Lepidoptera; Crambidae.
CGAGUUGUUUCAAAAUGGCGUUUAGUUGUGCACCGAACGCGCGAAUGAUACCCCGUUACGCACCUUUUAACAGUUUUCAACGUUAUUAAUGUUGUGUCUGUGUUUUUAGUGAUCAAAAUGGAACCCGCACAGCCUCAAGAACAUGUGAAAUCAGAACUAAUUCAAUUGUGUCAUCGUAUUUAUAGAAAACUCGACGCGAACGAUCGCCUGCAGUCGAUCGCUUCAUACAAAAAACACUAUGGAGACGGUUACAGUGACUGUGUUUUGUACACGUCUAACCUUACAGGUAUGCACCCGCAUGUAUUGGAACAAUUAAAAGAUGAUUCCCAAGAAAUGAAGAUAAGUAGUGAAGAAAUGGACCGUGCAAUCAUACUCAAGGAAUUGACGGAUUUCUAUUUGAACAAACAAAUAAUGCCUACUACCAGAGAUUUGUUCGAUGCGUUACAAGGGAAAUUGCCUUUCCACAUGGACAUUGCCAGCUUUCGCAAACAUCUCGCACUCAUGGACUUCAUGUGGAAGAAUGUACAAAACAGAUUCUUCGUCAUAGAACGACCAGAAGUAUCCUACGAACGAUACAAGUUUUUGAAACUCGUAUUAGAAUACCACGAAAAUAAUAGGCCGAUUUACUUCAUCGAGGAGUUAGUGUACGCAGUCAAAAAUUUUUUUACAAAAUCAACGGGGCAAAAAGCUUACAGACCUAAGGAUCCUGCCAAUGUAGUGUAUGCUUUAUCUAAAAAAGGUGCCCUGUACAAAUCAGUGCCAGAGUAUUGCGGGAAGGAAUUCAAUAACUUCUUAUGUGAUGUUUUGAUACCUAAUCUGAAGGAGCAUAGUCUAAUCGUUAUUAAGAACAAAAAUUAUUGUAGUGAAAAGGCCGUGUUGUUUAAUCCGACCUUCGCAAGUACGAUAAGAGACAUGAAAGAAUGGUUAGAUAGAAAUUACGUACCUUACGACGAUGGUAUGUCGAAAGGUGAACUGUAUUCGUUGAUACAGAAAUGCACAAAUAAGGAUCAGAAUACAUAUUUUGCCGAUAGCAUAAUUAAAGCGCACGGGCACAAUGCAGUCAGGAUACCCGCUAGCAUAGAGCAGUUAGCACCUACCACUUUCUUUUUCGAAUUAGUUCAAGAUACGUUUGUUGAUUUCAACGAUGAGAAGUUGUCGGCACAGGGGGUUAUGUUUCAGAUAUUUAAUACUAUAGAUGAACAGCGAUUGGCGCAUAUGUAUGAAGGUGUGAUGGAUGAGUAUAAAAGCCUUUUGCAGAAUGACAUUAAGGUCGAUGAUGUGCUAGAUUCACUUAUUGCAAAGAUGGCCACUCGGAAUGUUGAAGGAGCGGAGGAUUCUGAUAUUCCGUCAGAUGGCGAAGUUUAGAGUGACAACAUUGAAUUUGGCUAAGGACAUGCUAUUUUGAUUUCUUGUUAAUACUAAUAAACGGU